Cuscuta europaea is the source of this 1054-nucleotide messenger RNA. Lineage: Eukaryota; Viridiplantae; Streptophyta; Magnoliopsida; Solanales; Convolvulaceae. The record is from the annotation of a GenBank genome assembly.
CCCAGCUCUAGUGUAGUUGGGACCAGAUAGUGUUGCUCCUAAACCUCAGCACAUGCACGCUAUAAGGCGAGCAUUCGUUGCUUGUAUCGAGUGAUAUGCACCCGAUAUAGUGUAGGAUCAGACGUAUCAUCGAACAUCUCCAUGGUGGGGAAUCUGCAUAAAGAACAAAAGUCAGGAGAAUAGGACAAAAGUCGUCGAGUCAUGGCAUGAGGAGAGUAGGACAUGAGGACUACUCUUGUUUCCGAAUUCCAACCAGACAGCCGAGAAGAAACAGAUAGGUGAACUCUCCCCGACCCAUUCUCCGCCAAAUACAUAUUUACGAGAUGAUGAAUGAGGAAUCCGCCGCUCAACUCGACCUAUCUCCGCCAAAUUCAUAUUCUGCGGUUGUCAUCGGCGGUACUUUCGAUCGCUUACACAACGGCCACCGCGUCUUUCUCAAGGCUGCAGCAGUGUUGUCGCGAGAGCGAAUCGUAGUUGGUGUUUGCGAUGGCCCGAUGUUGACAAAGAAGAAGUAUGCCGAUUUAAUAGAGCCAAUUAAACAAAGAAUGCAAAAUGUUGAGGACUACAUCAAGAGCAUCAAGCCUGAGCUGGUUGUACAAGCCGAACCAAUUGUUGAUCCUUAUGGUCCUUCAAUCAUUGAUGAGAAUUUGGAGGCUAUUGUAGUCAGCAAAGAGACUCUACCGGGUGGUUUUGCUGUCAAUAAGAAGAGGACUGAGAGAGGUCUCUUACAACUUAAGAUUGAAGUUGUGGAUAUACUCUUUGAAGAAUCAAGUGCAGACAAACUAAGUUCUUCUGCUUUGAGAGAGUUAGAAGCCAAGAAGCUCAGGUCAACUCAUACAGACUGACUAGAUAUAAAGUUCUAUUGCUCUUAAGGUGAAUUAUGUGUUAUCACUUAUCAGACAUUGUGUUGCCUUCCCAAAUAUAGUGGUGGAAUGGAUGGUUAUGCCUGUUAUUUCAUUUCAUUUCAAAUUAUAAAUUGGCAAGUAGACUUCUUUUACAUUUUUUCUCAGUCCUUGUUUCUCUUGAUAUAUAAGACAUAAGGUUUUUAAUGUGG